Polistes dominula (European paper wasp) is the source of this 1722-nucleotide messenger RNA. RefSeq lists its product as uncharacterized. NCBI's taxonomy places the organism in Eukaryota, Metazoa, Arthropoda, Insecta, Hymenoptera, Vespidae. The record is from RefSeq and is a predicted model, not a curated record.
ACUCUCAUUCAUCUUUUGAAAAUAAUUUUACUUAAUUUUUACGGUAUAUUCAUUAUUAUGAAUUACAAUGUCUGAAGAUAGUAAAUUGUUUGCGAAGCCUAAAGUUAGAUUCAGUCAGACUAUUAACGUUAAAGAAAAUUCUAAAAAAUUGGCAGAUAAGAAGAAUAAACAUUUACCCAAAAUCAUAGAUGAUAGACUCAUCAAGACACCUGUUAAACUUAAAGGUUUACAUAAUAAAUUUGAUAAUAUAAUUGCUAUGAGUACAUGUUCUAACAAUGAUGCAGAGAAGAAAGAAUCAAUAAUUUCACACAGCGGUAUACAUACUUCACAUCAAAAAGAAGAUGAUAAUUUCUUACAAGGUCAAUCAAUUCGUAAGACAGAUAACAAAGAAUUUUCAACUAUAAAUCUAGAAGCUAAUAAUGUAGAAAAGACAUCUGUAAUUUGUGAAAGAUUUUCACAAGAAGAUGUUUCUGAUAUACCUUGUUCGACGUAUCCUGAGGUUACAAAUCAAAGCGAUCGAUGUAAAGUUCUUAAAUCUAAAAAUACUACGAAAAUAAAUAUUUCUGACCGAUCGACAAAGAUUAGCUUUGAUAAAGGAAAAGAAAAUAAAAAUUUAAGUACAAAAAGAUCAUCACAAUUAAGAAAAGACACAGCAAUCAUAAAACCUUUACAUUCCAAAAUGACAACUCAAAUAAAAAAGAAAGCAGAUUCUACCAAAGUCGAUACUCAAAAGUCAGAUGUUACAAAACAUUAUACAAGAAGUGUAAAUAAACAUGCUUUAGGUAUUGACAAACAAAUUAAAAAAACUUCUGAUAUUUCUACUAAAAAUACGCAAAAGAAUUUGAGUACAAAAUCUAGUACAAUUAAUGUUAUGCCAUGUUACAAGUAUAAUAAAAAUUUGGUUAAAAAUAAAAGUUCCCCUGUUAAAAAAUCUAUCCUACGAGAUGUCGUAGUAUCUAAUGCGAAAGCAUACAUAGAACCAAGUAUAUCAAAGCAAAAGCACAUCGAUUUCAACGUACGUCAAUUAAAUAAAAGUACGAAUGUAAGAUCAAAUGUUACUCCUAGUGAAAAAUUAUCAUAUCCGCAGUAUAAUUCGAUUAUGUGUACCAUUAAUAAGUUGGAUGAAGUUAAAAAAGAGAAAAUAGUAACAGAUAUCGAACAUUUACCUGCAACGUACAAAGAUCUAAUUAACGGAAAGAUUUCAAGUGCAUUAGAUUUUCCUGUAAAUGAAGUUAUUUAUAAAAAUUUAGUCGAUUUGUCUAUAGACGAAAAACAAUUUCCGAGUAAGAUAAUGCGUAGUAGAGACCCACAACCAAGACAAAGAGAUCUUGUACCAAAACUAUCUGAUUUUUUUAUCCCAGAAUCCGUUGAUGAAUAUUAUACUCCAAUGUUUGUGAAAUCAAGACAUUCUGACCUUACAGAAAAUUGGAAUGCUUUUCGGAUUAGCAAUAAAAUAUGCGAGUGGAAAGAUAGCAUGGAUAAUUAAUCAUGGGAAUCAAAUUUAAAAAUGCACAUAUCAAGAAUAAUCCGAUCCUUACUUUUUUUUCGGCAGAGUAAUUAUAGUAUUUAAAUAUGCGAUUAUUAUUGUAUAUGCAAUAGUAUUAUAAUUUAUAUAUUUUUUACUUUGACAUUUAGAUUAAGUAGCACCUAUUGGCUACAGAUAUUUUCCUAAAUAAAAUAUAUAUAUUUUAAUAAUUAUUAUUUUCUAAGCCAUAUACAUAA